AUGGUCUGCGCGGGAGCCUUUCGCCACCGACCCAUGGGCCGGUGUCCGCCGACGCCCCUCGCCGGCGCCCCUCUCCCUGCGCCUCCGGCGCGCGUUACUUUGGGCGAUGUUCCGCGCGGCCUCGGUCGCGCUUUUUCGCCGCGCGUGACGGUGCCGAGAACCGUGCUGCGGUCGGCCGUCGAAUCCCUGACUGCCCCAUCUGCCGCGAAGCCCGGAGAGGAGGAUGAAGCCGCCUCGCAAGAUGAGACGUUCCAAUGGACCCAGAAUUGGUAUCCAAUCAUUCCGUUGGAUCUGCUAGAGGAGAGCCAGGGGCAGGGGUUCGACAGCGGGCUGCCGCAGAUCCAGAGGCAGGCCAUCCUGGGGCGGGACAUCGUGCUGUGGAAGGACGCCGAGGGGAAGUGGCGGGCCGUGGAGGACCGGUGCUCGCACAGGCUGGCGGCCCUGUCGCUGGGGAGCGUGCAGGAGGACGGCACCCUGGCGUGUCGUUACCACGGCUGGUGCUUCAAUGGCAAGGGAGAGUGCACCCGGAUUCCCCAGGCCGUUGACGCCGCCUCUGAGGCCACUGCUUGUGCCAGCUCUCGUUCCAGUGUCCAGGCAUUCCCCACACUCGAGGCGCAUGGCCUUUUGUGGGUGUGGCCUGAUGACGGCCCCUCCGCUUGGGAGGAAGCCUCUUCUGCAGAGCCUGUUGUUGGCAGAGUUCAAGGCCCUAAGGCAAACUGGGGCGUGUUGGAUCUGCCUGUGUCGUACAUUACGUCGGUGGAGAAUGUUGUAGAUCCAAGCCACGGAAACUUCGUGCACGAGGGCCUCACCAUCUUUGGGUCGAAAUUCAGCCCACGCCAAAAUCGCCCAAUCGACAUGUUCAAGGCCUUAAGGCGCCCCUCUGCAAAGGGCGGCAUCCAGCUUAACUACACUGCCCCUUCGAAGGAUGACAAUGCCGCCAUUCAGACCGUGCAAUUCAGGCCGCCAACCCUGACUUCCAUACAGUUCGAGCCCGGUGGUAUGGAUGCGAGCUUUGAGCUUCUCUGGGUACCAUUACGCCCAGGCCUUACUCGUACGUUGGUCGGCGUCUCCAUGGAGCCACCAAAGGCGUCGACAGAGACGAAGGCGAGCAUUUUGCGGAAGGUUGUAUCGGCAAUGAAGAUAAUUCCGCUCAUUUUUGGCAUCAUCCAGACGAGCAUCGUCCCGAAAUUUCUGAUGCACAUCUACCAACAGAAUUACAUCAACCGGCAGGACAUGAUGGCAUUGCACAGUGAGGAUCUUGAACUAUUUAG
Messenger RNA from Ostreobium quekettii, 1271 nucleotides. The record is from the annotation of a GenBank genome assembly. Lineage: Eukaryota; Viridiplantae; Chlorophyta; Ulvophyceae; Bryopsidales; Ostreobiaceae.